AUGCCUUUUUUCGAAGCUCCAGACCCGGUCAUGCAAAAUUCUCGAAACACGACAUGGUCCGAGACGAUUAGCAAAAAAAACAUUGGUGGCGCUCGAUCGCUCUGGGGAGAUUACUGGAAGCGAUUCAACACUAUGCAAAUCCCAAUGUUUGGCGUAGAGGAGUAUUUUAACACUGCAAAAGCAAUAGCGGAAAUUGCAGUUGACGAAAAAGACUUUGAGAAACUGUUCAUGGAAAGAAAUAAACAGCGGCAGAAGGAACUAAUGGCUCAAAUCAAAAAACUUUCAACAGCUUCUCAUUUUGAAAAGAAGCGCUUCCCAUGCUGGUCUGCGCAAUACGCAGCAAUCAUGGUCUGCCAAACAGGCUGUUUUGAGCACUUCCUAUCUCUCUUACAAGGCAACGUCCUUGGUUGGGAGGCGGAUAGUGUAGAAGAUGAGGUGCCAAAUAACAUUAUGACUAACUUUAGGGAGGAGCAAAAGUUUGAUGAUGAAGAAAUGCAAGACCCUACUGAAGAAGAUGACUAUGUUUUACCGAUCUCUCCCAGUUGUGAAACACAGAUUUUCACUGAGUAUGACUGGGCCUAUGCAUCAGAAGAGCGCAAGGCUCGGGAAAAGUCAAUCGAAGAGAAGGAAUUCAGAGAAAAGAGAGCGGGAGAUAUCCACUCAAACCUUACUAGGGAGAUAACUUCAUCUGACGACGAUAUCAACACUCGUGAAGGGACACGUCGGCUACUGGAGAGUUCUGCUUCACGCAUCUCAAGACCUCAUGGCUCAUUUUCUUCUCACAGAGCUGCCAGUAGAAGUGGGGUUGAUUCCACCGUUAAUAACCAUAGCCAUAAGCGUCAAAGGGUGGAAAGCCCAGCAACUAAGCUUUCGCCAAACGGCUCUAUCAAACAAGCUAUCGAUGGAUCUUCCAAGAAGAGAUCCAUAUCCCAUGGCGAUGAUGACGGCCGUGGAAAUAAACGUCGGAAAACUCAAAGCCCGGUACCCGCUUUGGCACCAAACGCUUCCUCUUCCGUACAACAAACUACCGUCGAAAGCACAGAGAAGAAUCCGAAGAAGAGAGUCAGAUUUGAUGGCGAUGAUGGCGGUGAUGAUCAUGAACAUAAACGUCGCAGAACACAUAGCCCGGCGCCUACCUUGCCUCCCAACGGCUCCUCUAUACCACAAACUACCGUCGAAAGCUUGGAGAAGGGCUCCAAGAAGAGAUCCAGGUCUGACGACGUUGAUGUUGAUCAUGGAAAUAAGCGUCAGAAAACACAAACCUCGACAUCCGAUAUGACCCCUCACCUCUCCUCCUCACCACAGCAGGCCGCCGAUGGAAAUGUGGUCAGAAAGGGAUAUACAGUUAAUGGCGCACCCAAGUCUUGGAAGCGAUCCAAAAUAGGCAAUCCGAAGCUGCGGCCAUUGCGGAGGUCAACACGAAGAAGCGGCACGUCUACGUUCCAGGAACUGGAUAGCUCAGGCAAGCCACGGCCAAUUCGAUGA
This is a messenger RNA of Trichoderma virens Gv29-8, 1485 nucleotides long. RefSeq lists its product as uncharacterized. The transcript has 2 exons. Lineage: Eukaryota; Fungi; Ascomycota; Sordariomycetes; Hypocreales; Hypocreaceae. Bases 1 to 1485 code for a protein of 494 amino acids. The record is from RefSeq and is a predicted model, not a curated record.